Molecule: messenger RNA, 2705 nt
Organism: Mya arenaria
Lineage: Eukaryota; Metazoa; Mollusca; Bivalvia; Myida; Myidae
Exons: 3
Coding region: 1179-2432 (417 amino acids)
Source: RefSeq, a predicted model, not a curated record
ACCAUCAACAUCGCGAUCCACUCAAAAUCGAAGACAAAACCAAGUUAAAUUACUGGUUUUCCAAUUUCGUUCUAUAAAUAGCGUUGACAUAAGCAGUAACUUUCUGUCGGCGAUAUCAUCCGAAUGUUUCCGAAAACAGUCGUUUCUUUUCGUGAAAAAGCAUUGUAAUUCCAAUUUUCUCCGAGUGACCUCGGCAGUUUCCGCGCUAACAAAAACUUUGAUGGCGGAAAAGGCCAGUUUUCGCCGAGGACUUACGGUCAGUACCCUUUACGACUUUUACGACAUACCGCAAAUUGGAAGCAAAAGUAAACAAAAAAAUUAAUCGAAAUACUGCUGUCAAAAUUGAACAAUGAAGUUUCUACCCCCAGGGUAUAAUACUAAAGAGCUUGAACAGCCUGCGAAAAACAAAUGGAGGUGGCAAUGGCUGUCAGAAGUCGAUUCGAAGGGUGUGAAAUGGUCCGAUUGGCUCCAAAAGAUAGAAGUAUGUGGUGUGGCUUUUUGCAGUCUGUGUGGGAAAACAAUCAACUACAAAUCAAACGGAAAGAAAGCACUCAAACUUCAUUGCGAAGAUGCAAACCAUCAGAAAAACCAUAGGGUAGUGAAAACCAAUACGGUCCUGCCUGGGUCUUCACAAGCCAGUAAGCAGUCUGAGUCUAUGCUAGACAGGGUCGCCAAGCAACGCGCCAUUACAGCAUCUUUCCUGAGUGAACAUUGCCUGCCAUUCACAUUGGCACCAGAGCUGUUAGAGUUUGCAAAACGGUUGAGUCAAGACAAACAAGCACUAGACAAGACCACCAUUUCUAAGACUAGUGCUACUUACAUAAACACACAUGGCGUUGCAAAAAGUUUGAAGGAAGAACUAAAAGAUAAAUUGAAAGGCCAGGUGUUGUCAUUAAAUUGUGAUGAGGCCACAAACAACAAUAAUGACAAGAUAUUGAAUGUGCUCAUUCAAUACUUUGACGAAGAGACAGGGAAAAUUGAAAUUGCUCAUCUGGGAUCCAGGAAGCAGAACUUAGCGACUGCAGCCAAUAUCUUGAAAUCCCUUGAAAGUAUAUUGGCUGAAUAUGCUAUUGAAUGGACUCAGGUAGUAAGUGUUUUAAUGGAUAAUUGUUCAACAAUGAGGGGAGUACGAGGAGGUGUUGAAACACUUAUCAGACAGAAAAAUCCCAACCUGCUUGAUGUCAGUGGUGACACUGCAGCUGAUAAGCCAGAUCUUUCAAGAUCACAAUGUCUCAGACCAAGCACAGGCAGCCAUCAUCCUUCUUCAGCUGUCAAAGGAGAGGCAGCACAAGUCAGUCACGAGCAAUGAGCGCAAGGAGCGGAUCCUAGACAGUCUUUUCCAUAAUAGGAGGGAAACACUGGUUAAGAUCAAUCUGUUUAGGGGUCUACUGGAUGUGUUUCAAGGGUUUGUGAAACAGUUCCAGAGUGAAAAACCCUUGAUUCACACUCUUCACACUAGAAUGACAGAGGUAGCCACAGAACUGUUGGGAAUGUUUAUGAAACCUGAGAAAAUUCCAGACAGUAUCACUAAGUUGAUGAAAUUAGAUGUCACUGACAGAACUCUCCAGAAACCGGACAGAGGUAUUGGUGUAGGGAAAUAUGCAUAUACUGAACUCAACAAAGCAAGAAUAGACAAAUCAUGCAGGCACUGGGUUCAAAAUCUGUAUGCUAACCUCCGACAUGGGUAUGUCAUGGCUGCCAAAAAAAUGCUAAAAAUGCCAAUUGACAACAAAACACUGCGUUGGAUGACUGCCUUGGACCCAGACUUAGGUAACCACAGUCAAACCUCUAGUGCCUUAAAGCGAUUAGCUAGUUGCUUGCCAAAUGUGUUUUCUGACGAACAGAAUGGGCAUCUAGCUGAAGAGAUUGACAAGUACUGUGUUGAUCCACAAGUGAAGGAUGUGAGGUCGGAGUUCAAUGAGGAGGACAGAAUUGAUACUGGCUUCUGGACCAAAGUGUUCAAAAUAAAAACUUUCACAGAGGUCCGCUACCCAAUGCUGAAGAAGCUUGUUAUGGCUCUACUGACCAUCUUUAGCGGACCUUUGAUUGAAUCCACAUUUAAUAUCAUGGAUGAUAUCAUAGAAAAAGACAGGACCCAGCUAACAGUGGUCAACUAUGAAGCUGUGGCCAUUGUGAAGACUUCCCUAAAGAGAAGAGCUGAAAAAAGCACUAAAAUGAGAGUUAGUAGAAGUAUGAUAAAAGCUUGCAUAAAUGCAUAUGCAUCUUAUCAAGACUAUCUGAAAAGAAAAAGGGAAGAAGUGGAAAAGAAAAGGACAGAGAAAUUGAACAGCUCUAUUCAAAUGCUGAAAUUGGAGAAAGCCAGUAGAAUAGCCAAGUUAGUGAGACUGAAAAACAGAAUAGUCAACAGAAAAAGGAAAGCCACUAGUGGUUCUAGUUGUGGACACCAGUGGAAACGAAUUAAAUCAAUAUAGACAGGCCAUCAAAAAUUCAGUUUAGGGACUCUGAUAUAUUUUGUAAAUGCUUUUAACAAUAUCUUGUAUAAAUUUUAUAUCCACUAGUGAUUCUGUUGGGACACCCAGUGGAAAAGAAAUAUAGGCAGACCAGUGAACAUUUAGUUUAGAGACUUGUAAUAUUUUGUAAAUAUUUUCUUAGCAAUAUUGUUGUAUGUAUUUUAUAUAUGUUUGUGUAUGUACAAGUUAUUAAAUGUGCUGUUUAACUUGAUAAAAAUAUAAUAUAAAUCUUAA